AAUAUGGUAUGGAUAAGAGUCAACAUGCAGGAAUUUAUUGUGUUUUGCUGAUCAUCUUUUCCCAACAUAUAUCAUGCAGCACAAUAAACAGAUGCCCAGAGCCUCGGACGUUUGCAAAACCUGUUGCCAAGUGUCCUUUUUAUAAAGAAGAAUGGAAAAGAGCAUCAGAGAAGAAGAACUGUGAAUCAUUGUCAAGGAAUUGUACAAGAAAAUACGCUUAUCACUGUCUAAAGGAUGAGUGGUUAGAUAAAAUGUACGAGGUCUGUGCGCCACCAGUUGUCAUAAUCGGUUGCUGUCCAGAAUACAACACAGCCGGUGACGUCAUACAGGGAAAUUUUCUAAUUGAUUGUACGAAGUUUCAUGUUCCGUGUCCAAAGGUUUAUAAUUCAACAGAUAUUUACAAAUAUCAGAAAUGCUAUGGAAUCACAACAACUAUACUGGUAGAAGAAAUAUUGUCCGAUGAUGAAGACUCUGAUAAACAAAUUAUGAAUCCAAUUUCAGCAACACAAAUACCAACAUUUUCUUUAUUACUAAGAAAAGAAAUAAGGGAGAAAUCAGUUGAAGGAACGCAGUCCUUUAAGUUGAUGCUUUGGAAGUCUUUGGGGUUGAUGUUUCUUGUGAUUUUUUCAAUCCCUUUUAUUAUCAUCACAGUCUUCAAAGAAAAAAUUUACAAAAUAAAAAAUGUGCUUCAAAAUGUAUGCCUCAGAAUAAAAAAGAAGCACUAAUUACAGGACUUAUGAGCAGAAAAAGGCAGAAUAAAUAUUUUUCAUGGAUUUUUUUUAGGAAUGAAUGGAAAAAAUUGCAUGUGACAGACUAUAUAUUGU
Saccostrea cuccullata (small rock oyster) is the source of this 824-nucleotide messenger RNA. RefSeq lists its product as uncharacterized. Lineage: Eukaryota; Metazoa; Mollusca; Bivalvia; Ostreida; Ostreidae. The coding region runs from base 9 to 725 and encodes 238 amino acids. The record is from RefSeq and is a predicted model, not a curated record. The transcript has 5 exons.